Racocetra persica is the source of this 1051-nucleotide messenger RNA. The record is from the annotation of a GenBank genome assembly. Lineage: Eukaryota; Fungi; Glomeromycota; Glomeromycetes; Diversisporales; Gigasporaceae.
AGGGAGGAAUUAAAUUUUUUCAAUAUUUACUAAAUAAUUGGUGUGGAUACACGAUACUUUGUUGGUCACAAGUUGGGAGAAUAAAUGCAGCAAAAGUUUUGAACAUUGAUGUGUCGUCUAUCCCGACUACCAAUAAUUGUAUUGAAUCACUUGAUAAUCAUCUCAAUAAAGAAUCUUUACGUCAACUUCAAAGGCGAGGUACACAAUUACGAGUUGAUGUAUUGGUCAUGUACUUGGUUGAAUGCGUUACACCUAAUUUUAUGAAAAGACGUAAAUUCCAAAAAUCAUUGGAAGAGAACCUAAAAAUACAACAUCAGAAUUAUAUAGAUCAACGUUACGUGGAACUUUUAAAAGCAAAUUAUAAAUAUUCUGUAUAUACGGAGCCUGAUAAAGAACGAGACGAUGAGGCAAAAAAAAUCGCAUCAUCAUUUUGGGGAAUUGUGAAAUACGAAUACACGGAUAAACUUAAUGUAUGGAUAAAAUCGGCUAAAAAAAGCGAUAUCACUUAUGUGGCAUGUAUAUAUCCAAUUGCAGAGGUAUCAUGCCAAUGUAUUGAUUUCCUUUCUAAAGGAUGCGCAUGCAAACAUAUUCGCGCAUCGAUAUUAUAUAUGAAUAGUGUUCAGAUGGAAAAUAUUCCUUUGGUCACAUUACCAUCACGCGAAGUAGCAGAAUUGGCAUUGGACAUUGAUGCUGAUGGCGAUAUUUGGAUGAUUUCCGAUGAGACAGAAGAUGAUAGCAGUGAAGAGAUUAUGGAGGCCUCAUUGAAAAAUGAUGAUAAAUUAAAAGCUACCCAAAAUAUUCCUACCAUAUUACCUAAUUUGAAAGAAACAUCGACAAAUGUGACAUCUUCAAAUCCCAAACAAGAUAUGCAGAAUACAUGUCGUUCAAUAUUAAAUUCACUUCAGUCAAUUUCAGAAACUUCAAAAUCUUUAGAUAAUGUCGUUUUAAAUUCAAAAAAUUCAAAUAAUGUUAAAAAAGGGCGAAAUCACUUUGAACAUGGCAAAAGAAAAAAAACAAAAUUACCUUCAAACCUUUUUGUGCAUUUAGAACA